AUGUACCGUACUAGGAACGAAAGAUCAAAGGCUGAAAACUCCCGACAUGUCCGGAGACGCUUUCAAGAGGAGGAGGAGAUCAUAAAAGUCCCGGAGUUUGACUAUACAGACCUAGUUGAAAAAUACAAACUCUCCCUUGUGGGGAGAAUGUUUCAUCAGGAUGGACGGAGCGUGGAUGCCCUAAUCAAGCACAUGCCAAAGCGUAGGAUCUGGGAUGUCGAGGGUAGAGUACGCGGAACAAACCUUGGGAAUAAUAAGUUUCAAUUUGAUUUUGAUAAAGAAGAGGACCUCCAGAAGGUGUUGCUUCGCAGACCAUGCCAUUUCAAUAAAUGGACUUUUUCGCUGGAAAGAUGGACCCCAACAAUCAAUGAAGACUAUCCAAAUUUCCUCCUCCUGUGGGUGACGAUCACUGGUGUACCUACACAUUAUAAAAAAGAUGAAUCCUACAGAAGCAUAGGAGGGGCUCUUGGAGAGGUUGAUAAGGUAGACGUGGAGAAUGGAAGAGUUCGAGUCCAAAUAAACGCAGAUGAACCUCUACAAUUUGAACGUAAGGCUGGAUACGCAAACGGAGACGUGAUCAAGGUGUCGUUGUCUUAUGAGGAACUACACCGAUACUGCUAUACGUGUAAGAGAAUCUCCCAUGAGGAAGGUACCUGUCCGGAGCUGGCCCCAGAACAGAGAGAAGCAAAUCGUAUUGCAAGAUUGGAGAAAAAAGAGAAGGAAGAACUAGCUGCUAGAGAGGCUUUCUCCGCCCCGGUAAGAGGUUUGGAUACGAGGGCGAGGUUCGAUGCACAGAUGAGGAAAUCGCAGAGUCCAGAAUGGGUUAGGAAAAUAGCGGAACCUCCCUUACGAAGGAACGAUAGAAGAAGAACAGAGCAGG
This is a messenger RNA of Brassica oleracea var. oleracea, 880 nucleotides long. RefSeq lists its product as uncharacterized. Lineage: Eukaryota; Viridiplantae; Streptophyta; Magnoliopsida; Brassicales; Brassicaceae. The transcript has a single exon. The record is from RefSeq and is a predicted model, not a curated record. The annotation marks the transcript as partial.